Molecule: messenger RNA, 6158 nt
Organism: Brassica rapa (field mustard)
Lineage: Eukaryota; Viridiplantae; Streptophyta; Magnoliopsida; Brassicales; Brassicaceae
Product: V-type proton ATPase 16 kDa proteolipid subunit
Biological process (GO): proton transmembrane transport
Cellular component (GO): proton-transporting V-type ATPase, V0 domain
Molecular function (GO): proton-transporting ATPase activity, rotational mechanism
Source: RefSeq, a predicted model, not a curated record
AUGACGGUGGCAGAGCCCGGGAAGUUAAAUAUAGAGGAGCCUCCUCCGCUCUGGGGAUCUCGCAGCGUCGAUUGCUUCGAGAAGCUCGAACAAAUCGGUGAAGGAACUUACGGUCGAUGUUCGUCUUCGUGUUCCUUCGUGAAGAGCGGGGUCGGUGUGGCGUCGAUGGGUGUGAUGAGACCAGAGCUUGUGAUGAAAUCGAUUGUUCCCGUGGUUAUGGCUGGUGUGUUGGGUAUUUAUGGUUUGAUCAUUGCUGUCAUCAUCAGCACUGGAAUCAAUCCAAAGGCCAAGUCUUACUAUCUAUUCGAUGGCUAUGCUCAUCUCUCUUCGGGUCUCACUUGUGGUCUCGCCGGUCUCUCCGCUGGUAUGGCUAUUGGAAUCGUCGGUGACGCAGGUGUCAGGAUUGAUGAUGCUAUAGCGAAUGCACAGCAACCAAAGCUGUUUGUGGGAAUGAUUUUGAUUCUCAUCUUUGCUGAAGCUACUUGUAAUCCUUUGCUACAAUGGUUUUUAAUUGUAUUGCAUUGUCGUUGCUUUCAUUUUCGUUGAGAUGCAUAUAUGUAGAAUAGAGUAACUUACUCUUUCUCUUAAAAUUUCAACUUCUUAAUUCCUAAGGAUUUCAAAUUAGAAAACACCAUUGGAGAUACAAUUUUGAUUAGAAUCCUUAACUAUUCAAAUCAAAAAAAAAAAUAGUUUAAUAAUGUUAAGGACUCCAAUGGUGGUAACACCAUUGGAGAUGCUCUUACGUUUUGGGAAAUUUCUAAUGAGUAUUAUUAAUCAAAGUGAGGAUUAGCUAAGUUCCUUAUGUUUUGGAUCAUAAUUUUAUAUUUAUAUCAUUUAUCUCCCCUUUUUCUUUUAUGUUAUAAUAUAAUCAAAGAGCUAUAUGAUCUUAAAUAAUGUUAUUUAAGAUAAUAUAGCUCUUUGAUUAUAUAUGAUUAUAUUAUAUAUUUUUUUUCAUCAACUUAUACAGACUCAUAUAAUUAUUGCAUUUACGUCUUUAUAAUCAUUAAUAUUUAUUUAUUUUAUUAUUUUUAUUGUAGAUUAUAUUGAUAAGUUUAAUAUUAACUAAUACAAUUAAGUAUAUUUUAAUGUAACUUAAUAUAUUUACACUAUUAUUGAAAUCUAUACUAUUAUUUGCGAAAUAAUUUUUCGCAAUGAAGCUCUCACAUGAAAAGUUAGACUGAUUAAUAUUUUUACUGUUAAUGAUUUUUAUAUGUAAUUUAUUAUAUAAUUUUUUUUAAACUUUAUAUUAAUAUGUUAGGUUUAUCUCCUAUAUUAGAUAAUUGAUUAUAAUUUAAUAUAUGAUAAGUUUUUUCACCAAUAAAGUUAAUAAAUCUAAAUUAGUUUUUAAUUUAAUUUAGUUAAAAAAAUUUUACUAAUGAAAAACUUAGAGCAUCACAUUGGUGAUCUGAUUUCAAUAAUUAAAACAAUAUAUUAAAAGUGAAAGAGAACAGUCUUGCAUGAGAGAUUUCAAUAAGUUUUGGAAAAUUGCAUCUACUGUUGUCACACGACACAAUGAUGAAUCCUACUAUAUAAAAGGAACUAAAUUUGAGACUCAUAGACUAUGCCACAUCACCCAAAAUAUUUAUAUCCAAUGAAAGUGCCACAUCAUCAAGAUAUACAUGUCAUCAUCUAACCUCAUGAAAUCUGUAUCCAUUCCCUUCUCUAACGUUCCCGGUAUAACUCCUAAAGACAAUCCAAAAACUUUAAAGACAACCGUUCAGCAGCUCCGUAACGACCACUUAGAUUCCUGAAAGCCUUAUUUAAUAAUAAACAUUCCAAUGUCAGAUGCCCCUUCGAUAUCCCCAGCUCUAUUAUAUAUAUAUUUCUAGGGUUUUCGAUCUUGCACUAUUCCAUAGGCCAGCAAAAAAAAUUCCAGAUUUUAUGGCUUCAAAAUCAACCUUCAUAGUUCCAUCGGCAGUUUCCAGUGAAAUUUGGGACGCUCAUUGGCGUUGAGCUGCUCUUCCUUGACGAUAAGGUACAGCCUCAUAUUCUCAAACCAAUAAAUUUGUUCCCCUUAAUUGCAAUUGAUAUGAAUUAGUGACAAUGUUCUUGAAAUGAUUUUUGGUAUGUGUUUAAAUUCCUUGAGAUGCUUCAUAUGUUAUCAUGACUCUAUUUUUGGUAAUGAUAUUAUCAUGACACUUUCUGAUGGACCUUUUGUUUUUGCAGGCAAAACCUUGCAAGAGUCUAUAAGUGGACAGAACAAGCCUGAGUGUCUCAAAUGAUGACCUGAAGGUAUAGUUUAGUAAAUUUAGAAAUCGAGGAUUUAGGUUUCUCUGGAAACACAAGACACAGCUUUCGUUGAUUAUUACGAGAUUGACGAUACUCUACAGACAAGAAGCACGAAUGUCAAGCAAAUGGGUGGUAGUUACUUGCAUGAUUUUCUUCGACCACAAACCCCAGGUAGUAAGAUCUCUUAUGACAUAACUUUUGAUAAUCAAAAACACUUUAACAACAUAUUUUAUUCUGAAAUAAAGUUGCAUUUUAUUUUACCUUUAAGAACAAUGAGCUGGCUCUUACGAUAACAUGCAUUGUAAAUUAUAAAUCGCAGGUUAAUUUUGAAGUGUUUAAAGUAGUUUGUCUCAUGUUGCUAAUGAUAUGUAUCUGUUAUAGUUGUUUUGAUGUUUUAUUAUAUGCUUACAGUAUCCACACUCGUAUGAAGAUGCCAAAGGAGAUGACCACUCAAGUAAGGUUUUGUGGAUUCUUUUUAGGUGAGAUCAAGAGACAAACAAUUUUUUUCAAUGGUGUCAAAUCAGACUAAUGCAAUGAAAAACUGGAUUUGAGAGUCAUUUGUUUAUGAAAAAUGCAGAAUUAACAAAAGUGGUUUACUCAUCUUGCUCUAAUAAUAUCAGCAACAACAAACAUGUAUGCAACUUCUCUCUUUCAUCCCUCUCUAAAUAAUAAACACAUUAACAACUAACGUAGUUUCCACCCCAAACAUUGUCCACGUCUUGAAAGGCAACUGUUACUCACGUGCCUGAAACCAAACUUCUUAUACAGUCUCACCAAUUUCUAUGCAACCACUCAAGCAAAGACAUGUUCAAGUCUACCAUUCUCACAAUAUGAUUCAUUGACAAAAUCAUCUUUAAAGUAGUAUCUAAUUAAUGAUAUUUUAAACAAUCUCUCAAAAUAUGCUACCAAAGAAAUCAAAAGAAAAAUAUCUAAAAGUUUUUUUUUUUGCUAAAAAAAAUAUCUAAAAAAUUAAUAGAUAUAUAUACUAACUUAUCGAAACUAACUUCAAAAGAGUCCAACAAAACAAUGUUAACAAGUUUUAUUUUACGGUAGAUUACAUGAGAAUCAUACUCCCAAACUAAAUUAGAAUAAAUAACAAAUAAAAACCAUCAAUAAGAAAUUUAACUUGAUAUGGAAGCUCUUUGAAAAAGAAACAUGAAAAGCUUUAGCUAAUAGUUUUUUUUUAAACAUUCCUAAGGAAAGCACAACUUUAAAAUAGUCAUAUUUAUCAAAAAGAAAAAAUCAAUGUAAAAGUAAAUUAGAAAAGGAAAAUACUAUCUAAAAUUAGUUGAUAUCUAUGCUAAAUUUUUGAAGAAAUAACAUGAAAUAUUUUUAAAUGAAUCAUAGAUUAUGUCAAACAUACGGAAAUUGAAUAUAUCAAAAUAAAAUAAUAUUUGUCAAUAUAAUUAACCUGAUAAAAUUGAAAGAGAAAAGAAGAUACAUGGAGAAAAUAUUGAAAAUAAAAAAAAUAAAAACAUCAAAUUAUUAAACAAAUAAAUAAAAUUUUGAAAUACAAAAUCUAUCAAUAUAACAAUGUUUUAAAAAGGGAAAUACCAAAAAUACCACAUUCUUAAUACUGGGUUUUUGGAAUAUGAAAUUUAGGAUUCGAAUAAAUAUAUAAAUGAAUCAUUAUUUAGAAAAAUAAAAAGUAGUUUCCAAAAGAAUUUUAAAAUUUCAAAAGAUAAUUAAAAAACAAAUUCAAAAAAAUUAUUAGAAAGUUCGAAUUUGAAAAAGUAUAAUUCAAAAACAUAAUUUUUUAUUUAUUUAAAUAAUUAUUUAUUUAUUUAAAUAAUUAUUUAUUAUAUAUACAAAGCAAGGUCUUUUGAUUCUUAAUGAUGAAGGUAUUUUUGAAAAUGUCUAUUUAAUGAAAAUAAACAUGAUUAAUGGUACCAAUAAUGUAGUAAACAUGGAAAUUUUUUUUUUUUAAAUGUCUUUUUAUUGAAGGUAAACAUGAAUAAUGUACCAGGUGGUAAAUAUGAAAAUUUCCUUUUAAAAAUUUUAAUGAAAUAUUUCAUCUAUAAUCACCUGCAUUAUUGCUUUAAAAAUUUCAAGAAUUUUUUUCUCUAAAUUAAUUCAAAAUAAUUUUAAAUAUUCAAAAUAGUUUAAAAGUUAAAUUGUUUAUAAUAUAGAAUCCGCGCGUAGCGCGGACACGGAUCUAGUAAGAUUAAUUUUGUGAGACACAUGUCGUCUUAAGAAUAAUUUUAUUUUUAAGAUACUAAAUUUAUUUGUGAGAGAUCACAAUACUAAAAGGGAGAUAUCUAGACUUCUUAGGGUGUCCACGUAGGCAUGGAAAUUCAAGCCAAUCAUAAGUCAAGAAUGUGCCAUGUCAUCAAAUACAUUCAUAACUUUUACAGAUCGAUUCGCCUCCGGCAAAGAGCAAAAUAAUUUUCUCGAUUCACCUUCUCCCACAAACCGUAAUAUCUCUCACCUUUUCUAAAUGUAAAUGCACAAUCGAAACAGCUCUGGAACUGAAGAGGAUAUUAUGGCCUCCACUGGUUCAUGAUCAUCAUAUAAGCUGUCUAGGAUUGUGAUUCACCUCCUUAUCUCAAGAAAGCUAAGCCGAUUGCUGGUUCUGCCUCUCAGAAGGACAUCCAGUAUCUGAGCACGGAAGGUGUGAUCUCCGCUCCAGUAUGGUGCCAACACAACACGUCACUCCAUAGCUUAUGAUGCCUUCAGGUCAGUCUCUGUCUUCGUAAGUGUUUUUUUUUCAUUCAGCAGGAUGUGUGACAGGCUUUUCACAGCAACCUCUCAUCCCCUUUCUGAAUUUAUCUUCUUUCUUAACAACCAUUGUUAACAAUUGAGUGACAUGGUUAAGGUAAAGAACAUGCAUGAGCUCGCAUCCACAUCUUUCUCAAUCUCUCGCUCUAUUUCUUCUGUUUAGUUUAUUGCUAAAUUUUUAAGCUUUCUUGAUUGGAUCAAUGGCUGAAAGAGCUUUGCAUCAACAGCUUGGAGACCACAAAGAGGCGUACUUAUAAAAUCUGUGUCUAUACUCCGCACUUGGCUCUUUGAACAUUGCCUCCAUCUUAAGAGACAUCCUUCUUACUUCUCUUUGUUUAAUUAAUAACUAUUUCCAGCUUUUUGCAGAUAUCCAAAGAAAAUCAGACAAAAUCAUGCUUCCGAAGCAGACUUCCUCAGGGUCAUUAAGAUGCUUAACUAGACAAUAGGAGUGGUGCUCGAGUAUAUGAAAGAUACACAGACUCAAAGAAGAGAGGACAUUAUCUUCUUGCUUCUGUGCGAUUGUUAGAAGUGAGUUUUGAGUACUCCUUAUGGAAGAACAUUGAUAGCCUCUGUCACUUUAGCUUUCACUGAACAUUGAUAAUCCAGCCCUUUUGUGUCCACUUGCUUCUUACAAGUUACAAUAUUUAGCAAUCGUCGAAAGCAGAACUGAACAUUUACUCGAAGUGAUCAACUCGAGAGAUGAUGUGCUUGGGACGUUGAUGAGAAGGUGUACGUAUCUCAGGUAUGUGGAAGCUGGAUUGAUGGAUAGGUUCUAUACGCAGAUGAGAUAUUGAAAUAUGGGUUUGAAUGUGAUUAAGACUUCUUAUGUCCUUUGGAGGUUUUGAAGAAUGUGCAGGAAGCUGUUAGGGAUAUGAUGAUAUUGUCUUCAAUGGUCUACCAUCGACUGAGCCAUUCUAGGUGUUCAAUGAGAUUAGUAAGUACUGAAGAAGAGGGUUACAACUCCUGUUAUCAUUUCUCUGGCCAAGGGUGUGGAAGCAGAGUUUGAACCUCAUAAUCUGAUUGUUACUCAUGUUUGAAUGAUCUAACGAGCAUGUAAAAUCACUUUUCAUGUAUUCUUUGUAUGUUUGCUAGAAUAGAUGAAUGUUUGAUGUCAUCCUCCUUAGUAAUUUCAUGACAGAGAGAUUUUGUUUGUUAUUGUUUUGCUACUGUGUAUUGAUUAUUCACCAGAAAUACCAAAUUGCUUGAUUGAG